Molecule: messenger RNA, 249 nt
Organism: Peronospora matthiolae
Lineage: Eukaryota; Oomycota; Peronosporomycetes; Peronosporales; Peronosporaceae
Source: the annotation of a GenBank genome assembly
AUGGGGGACACUGUCUCGAAGCAUCGAGCUGAGUUUGCCUUUGCUCAGCUUGAGAACGAGAGAUCUCUGACAUCUCUUCGUGACGAGCUAAGGGUAGCUCGUGGGAUUGUUGAUCGGUCUCGGGAUGAGAUAGCUGCUCUUCAGACCCUUGUUGAUGCCCACCAUCGGGAACACAAGGCUCUCUGCGAGAUGCUUGAGCGCAAGGGCGUUCUUCAUCGGAAGAAGCAGCGUACCGAUGGUACGGCUUAA